AUGAACCUGGACUUGGACAACGCUGGACGACCCGAACAUAGCAGCGAAGUGGGCUGCUCUUCGAGCCUGCUCACCACUCCGGACCUGGACAAUCUGCAGCUUACGUCGCCCGAGCUAAAUGAGCUUAUGAUGGGUUUCUACGCAUUGGAAAUGACGCCGGCACGAACUACGCCGUUCUCACUCAUCGAACAAGAGGAGCAUUACCCGAGCGGCUACGCCGACUGGCUUCCACAACUGCAGCUGCAACAGCAGGAACAGACUCAAGAGCUGCCGCAAUCCGUGCUUCAACAGUACGUCACCCCGAGCUCGAACGUCUCCGACUCGGGCGCAUUGACCUCGAACACCAAUUUCGUCGUAGCUUCUUCGACUAAGCCCUCGGUGACGGGCGACUACGUGGAGGACAAGACACAGGUUGUGCCUGCACUGGGCGCCACGCCGCCCGGGCUCGACGAGCUCCUCAAGGGUCUCUACGCAUUGGAGUCGCCACUGAUACCACCUACGCUGUUCUCGCUCAACGAAGAAGAGGAGCAGUACCCGAGUGGCUGCGCCGACGGGCUCCCUCAACUACAGCGGCAGCAGCAGGAACAAACUGAACCCAUGCUUCAACAGCACGUCACGUCGGGCCCGAACAUCGCCGACUCUGGCGUAUCGGCCUCAUACCCGAGUUUCGUGCUACCUUCGGUGUCUCCGCACUCAGUGACGGGCGACUACGUCAAAGAUAAGACACAGACGGUGCCUGCGCUGGACGCCACGUCGCCUCUGUGGUACAUCAGCUCCGACGAAGACAGUCGCGGGGGAGACUGUGCACACCCGACGACGAUGCAUCAGGCACCGCAGCAGCAGCCGAGGUGCGAAGAUUUUAUCACGCUCAAGCGGACCGCGGCCCUCGACUUGGACAACGCUAGGUCACACCAGCACAACAGCAAACAGGCUCGCAAACUGCAGACAGUGCCUCGACAGGUCGCUGAGCCUCCGCUAUCGCCCAUCCACAUGCGCGACCGAGAGAAGUCCAAAGUGAGAGAAAGAAGGGACGGGAAACGAAUCGCGCGAGCCAGGUGCCGCCAGCGACAGAUCAACUGCAACUCGCAGCUACGAGUGAAAGUGAGCGCGCUCAAGAUGGAGAUAGCCAUGAUGGAAGCCAUAGUAAAGAGUCUACGCUAUCAGCUGCGCUUGCUAGGGCAGCAGGUGAUGACUCACGUCAUGCAGUGCUGUCAAAUAUGA
Rhipicephalus sanguineus (brown dog tick) is the source of this 1221-nucleotide messenger RNA. Its product is annotated as transcription factor JunD. NCBI's taxonomy places the organism in Eukaryota, Metazoa, Arthropoda, Arachnida, Ixodida, Ixodidae. Gene Ontology annotation, cellular component: transcription regulator complex. Bases 1 to 1221 code for a protein of 406 amino acids. Gene Ontology annotation, molecular function: transcription factor binding; DNA-binding transcription factor activity, RNA polymerase II-specific; RNA polymerase II cis-regulatory region sequence-specific DNA binding. The record is from RefSeq and is a predicted model, not a curated record. Gene Ontology annotation, biological process: regulation of transcription by RNA polymerase II; regulation of cell population proliferation; regulation of cell cycle. The transcript has a single exon.